This is a messenger RNA of Microthlaspi erraticum, 354 nucleotides long. The record is from the annotation of a GenBank genome assembly. Lineage: Eukaryota; Viridiplantae; Streptophyta; Magnoliopsida; Brassicales; Brassicaceae.
AUGCUUCAUCUUGAUAUCUUGUGUUAUGCGUCUUGGUUACUUGACUCUGAGUCCAUGUUUAGAGGCAAACCAAAAAACCAAAAUGGUUGUUUGAUUAGAAAACUAGGAACUGAAGAUUGUGCAACCGGAGUUAUCAUCUCUGUUGUUCUGAAAACAGACUUCUCAGGGAAUGCAGGAGCAUCUGAUGAGACAUCCGAAGAAAGUCCAACAAGGAUCAAUCUCUUUGAGAGCCACCUGAGAGACAUCCACAGAGUUGAGGAGACUUUCUUCGCCGAGCAUAAACAACGAGUAUCUCGGGAAGGGAAGAGCAGUCAGCUGGUGAUGAUGAUGAGAAAGACAACGGGAACGUUGUAA